This is a messenger RNA of Orycteropus afer afer, 1743 nucleotides long. It is a transcript of the gene LACTBL1, whose product is annotated as lactamase beta like 1. NCBI's taxonomy places the organism in Eukaryota, Metazoa, Chordata, Mammalia, Tubulidentata, Orycteropodidae. The record is from RefSeq and is a predicted model, not a curated record.
AUGCAGACCCAGGUUGGCUGGCAGCCCAGGCUGCUGAAAGUGCAAAAGAAGUGGCUCUUCCCAGCCUCCUGUACCUUCUUUUUCCUGCUCUCAGUAGUCAUGACUGGCUGUUUCCUGUGGCAAUAUCACCUCCCAAAACUGAAGUCUGAUUCCUCAGGACCAGAUGUGACCUCUGCCCCUGUGAGGAUGUGUCCCCGGCACCCUGAGCCUGUGCCCCUGACUCAUCCUCUCCCCGUGUUGAAGGAGGCCCUGGAGAAGGUGGACAAGAUCCUGCGCCAGGCACUGUCUGUCCCAGGCCUGGCUGCCAUGUCUGCAGUUGUUAUCCACAACGACACUGUGCUCUGGACGGGGAACUUUGGAAAGAAGAAUGGCUCAGACCCGACUUCUGGACCCCCUAAUGAGUACACCAUGUACCGGAUCUCCAGCCUCUCCAAGAUCUUUCCAGUUCUCAUGCUGUACCGUUUGUGGGAAGAAGGCAUUGUAGCUUCUUUAGAUGAUCCUCUGGAGCGGUAUGCCAGCACUUUCACCAUUAACAACCCGCUGGGCAUGACAUCAGUCCCCAAAAAGCAGACUCUGAAGGAUGAGCCAGAAGAGGCUGGUCCAGCCCCAAGGCCUUCACCUGUCACCCUCCGAAGGAUGGCCAGUCAGCUCUCAGGACUGCCCAGAAGGCUCCGUUCCACUUCUCUGCUGUGGAGGGGCAGUACCCAGGAGGCCCUGAGCCUGCUCAAGGAUGAUGUACUGGUGGCGGACCCAGGAACCAGGUGCCAUUACAGCACACUGGCCUUCUCGCUCCUAGCUCAUGUCUUGGCAGCCCACACUGCCCAGGGCAAUUACCAGCGAUGGGUCGUGGAGAACCUCCUGGAGCCUCUGGGGAUGGCAGACACUGGCUUUGAUCUCACCCCCUCUGUGCGUGUCCGCCUGGCGGCUGGUUUCUACGGCAGCGGGCGGCCUGCGCCACUGUACGACCUAGGCUGGUACCGCCCGUCGGGCCAGAUGUACUCCACCCCCGCAGACUUGGCCAAGCUGGCCAUGGUGCUCCUGGGCAGCGGGUCACAGCAGCUCCUGCGGCCAGAUGCUGCCAAGGCGCUGCUGGCGCCGCUGCUGGCCUGCCCCGGCGCCUACUUCGCCAACGAGACCGGCACGCCGUGGGAAUUCCACACGCAGCGGGGCUACAGCGUCGUGCGAAAGGACGGCGACCUGGACGGCUAUGCCGCCACCUUCUCCCUGGUGCCCCCACUGCGCCUGGGCCUCGUGCUGCUGCUGGCCGGGCCGCGGCCGUCCGGGCCUGACCUGGUGGCGCAGGCCUACGACGUGCUCCUGCCCGCCAUGGAGAGAGCCUUCCGGGAGGCCCAUCUCAGCCCAGCUCCGCCAGUCAGCGCGCGCCCUUUUGCGGGCUACUUCACCUUCGCCAACCUGACGUUUUACGAGGUGCGUGCGGGGCCAGCAGGCGAGUUGCGCCUGCGCCAGUUCGGGCCCCGCGUGGAGGCGCUAGUGCCACCCGAAUUCCGGACGCUGGCGCUGCGCCACCUGCGCGGCCGUAUCUUUCAGCUGCACGUGGCGCGCGAGUUCCCGUGCGCGCUGCCGCUUGGGGACGCCUGGCUCUCGCUGGAGGCCCAGCACGGACAACUUGUCAACUUCUACCCCCUAGACUCCUACGGACUGUCCCCUGGCUUUGACGUGCCGGGUCUCAACACCUACCGAGUGCUGCGGCUGCAUCGCAAGCCCACAUUCAAGACUCAGUGA